AUGUCUUUUUUCAACUUUAAAGGUUUUGGUAGAAACGCAAAGAAGAAUAAAAAUCAAGCUACUACUACAACUCAUAAUACACAAACUCCACCACUAUCUUCUCCUGUUAUACCUUCUACAAAAGCAAACAAUUUAUAUUCUAAUGCACAUCAAAGUAACUCAAAACUGUCUCUUAGAAAAAACAUUUCACCAAAAAAGCAAUUCCUGCAGCAGCAGCAACAGCAACAUCCACAGCUACAACCACAACAAAUAUAUAAUAUAAAUAAUAAUGGAAGUAAUGUUAAGCUAGAUGGAUCUCCUACAAGGCAAAUAAAUUCGAUACCGUCUGAUCAGCCUAAUAAACCACAAAAUAUUAAAUCUUUUCAACAAUCUUCUUCUACUAAUAGCAGUCAACAAUCUAAUUCUCAGCAAGUGAUGUUUUUAAGUGAGCCUUUUGUUAGAACUGCUUUAGUGAAAGGUUCUUUUAAGACUAUCGUACAAUUACCGAAAUAUGUGGAUAUUGGAGAGUGGAUCGCACUUAACGUUUUCGAGUUUUUCACAAACUUAAAUCAUUUCUACGGUGUAAUCGCAGAAUACGUAACACCAGAAGCAUACCCAACAAUGAAUGCAGGCCCUCACACAGAUUAUCUUUGGUUAGAUGCAAAUAAUAGACAAGUUUCAUUACCCGCAGGUCAAUAUAUUGAUUUGGCUCUAACUUGGAUCAAUAAUAAAGUGACUGAUAAAAAUUUGUUUCCAACCCAAAAUAAUGUGUCUUUCCCACAAGCAUUUUUAAGAGAUGUACAAAGAGUCAUGAUACAAAUGUUUAGGAUUUUUGCACAUAUCUAUCAUCAUCACUUUGAUAAGAUUGUUCAUUUAUCUUUGGAAGCUCAUUGGAAUUCCUUCUUUGCCCACUUUAUCAGUUUUUCAAAAGAGUUCAAUAUUAUCGAUAGAAAAGAAAUGAUUCCAUUAUUACCACUAAUCGAAAAUUUCGAACAACAAGGGAAAAUAAUAUAA
Arxiozyma heterogenica is the source of this 993-nucleotide messenger RNA. RefSeq names its product Mob2p (gene MOB2). The record is from RefSeq and is a predicted model, not a curated record. Gene Ontology annotation, cellular component: cytoplasm; nucleus. NCBI's taxonomy places the organism in Eukaryota, Fungi, Ascomycota, Saccharomycetes, Saccharomycetales, Saccharomycetaceae. Gene Ontology annotation, biological process: positive regulation of protein phosphorylation; cell division; signal transduction. The coding region runs from base 1 to 993 and encodes 330 amino acids. Gene Ontology annotation, molecular function: protein kinase activator activity. The transcript has a single exon.